Messenger RNA from Eublepharis macularius, 4867 nucleotides. It is a transcript of the gene DESI2, whose product is annotated as desumoylating isopeptidase 2. The transcript has 5 exons. Gene Ontology annotation, molecular function: deubiquitinase activity. The record is from RefSeq and is a predicted model, not a curated record. Lineage: Eukaryota; Metazoa; Chordata; Lepidosauria; Squamata; Eublepharidae. Bases 365 to 949 code for a protein of 194 amino acids. Gene Ontology annotation, biological process: protein deubiquitination.
GAUGUGGGCAGACUUGUACGGUCGUGUUUUAAUCCCUUGACUGAGAUCGUGGGCGACCUGAUACCUGUUCCUCAUUGUAGACUCUCCGCCCGAGGAGCCGGCCUUCGGUCCAGAGGCCAACAGGGCUGAGCCGGGCCGUCUAAACGCAGCCGCGAGUGCCGAUCCGUGCUGUACGCGGGGCGACGGCGUUUCCUAGGGGCGCAGCCCCGACUCCCCCUCCCCGGAGGUGGCUCCAUGCUGCCGGUAGCCUCCGCCGCCUCCUUCCCCCCUCAGCAAGAGGCAGGACGAGGAGGCGGCGUCCCCCCGGGGUUCCGCCUGAGAGGGACCCCAGUGGAGAGCAGCCAUCACGGGGCGCGGGAGGAGGAUGGCGAACCAGCUGGUGAUCCUCAAUGUCUAUGAUAUGUACUGGAUGAAUGAAUAUACCUCUUCUCUUGGAAUUGGAGUAUUCCAUUCAGGAAUAGAGAUAUAUGGCAGAGAAUUUGCUUAUGGUGGCCAUCCAUAUCCUUUUUCUGGAAUAUUUGAAAUUUCUCCUGGAAAUGCAUCUGAACUAGGAGAAACAUUUAAAUUUAAAGAAGCUGUUGUUCUUGGAAGUACUGACUUCAUGGAGGAGGAUAUAGAAAAAAUUAUAGAAGAACUUGGAAAAGAAUUUAAAGGAAAUGCCUAUCAUUUAAUGCACAAAAACUGCAAUCACUUUUCUUCAGCUUUAUCAGAGAUUCUUUGUGGAAAAGAGAUUCCUCGUUGGGUGAAUCGCCUUGCUUACUUCAGCUCCUGUAUCCCAUUUCUCCAAAGUUGCCUACCAAAAGAAUGGCUUACACCUGCAGCCCUUCAAUCUAGUGUAAGUCAGGAGCUUCAGGAAGAACUGGAAGAAGCAGAAGAUGCUGCAGUAGCAGCAUCUUCCCUGUCAAGCUCAGCAUCCGGGUCAAGAACAGGACAUCAUUCAAAAAUAUAAGUUCUAAAGUACUAUUAAAUUGGAGUCUUUGGAAGCCUUGUUAGUAACUGACUUCAUUAACAGAACUUUGGAGAGUGCUUCUUUGAAUAUGUCUUUGGUAUGCAAUUAGCUCUCCAGCUCAAGCCCUUGGUGUCUUCUGCUCAGGAUUUUAUAUGUAAUGAAAAAAUUUCUGGGAGAAAUGGGAAUUUGAGGUGGACGUGCUGUCUUUUGUCUGAUCAAUAGCCUUGGACUUACUGAACUGCUCGUUUACAGUAUUGUGUGCUGCUGUUUACAAGUCCCACAGGGACAUCUGCCAUUGAAAGGCAAUGCGUUAUUUAGCUCGAUUGGACCGUCAUAGUUUAAACAGCAUCUCUUCCAACUGUUGCUGAAAAUGGAGCAGGAAUUGUUGAAUACUGUGUGUAAACAGGGUACAUACUGAUCAAUAUAAAGUAAUCUGUCCUACGAAGCAAGGUUACUUUGAUAUAUAACUGAAAUUGUGUGUUCUUUAAAAUGUGACUGUCAGUUAAGUCAUGGUUUUUAACCACUUAUGAAGCGCAAAUUAGUAUUUUAUUGCAAAGCCUAGUGGAUUCAGCUAGAUUUCAAUCUUGUAAGUUAUUUUUGUAUUUUUUAUUUUGGGGUUUUGGGUUUUUUUAAAAAAAAAUCUAAACGUUUUGUCAUGGAGAUUUGAAAAAAACAUUCUGAACUUCAGCAGAUUUCUGAGUCCUCCGCAGUGCCUGUUUCACAUAAUUUAAAAAUGUGGAGCUAUAAGAUACAGAUGGAAUACAUAAUUGAUUGGUUGACAUUUUCCUAUAACAUUAGGCAACAUAAUUCAGAAAACGUUAAUUCAGCCCACAGUUGCAAUGAGUUGUGAUUUUUUAAAAUAGAGCUAGUUUUCUCAGUUGCAAGAAAUAUGAAGGUCUCUUCUAACCCACUGUGUUAACAAGAACGGACCUUGUUAUAAGUAAGUCAUCCACAUGUGUGCCCAGUGACACUACUUUUUAAUUCUGCUAAUCUAUCAUGACAGUAUACUCUAUAAGCUAUAAAAAAAUUAAGUAAAAUUAUUGAGACAGUAAAGGGAUUCCAUCUAUUUGGUGGCUUUCUCAUGGAGGUAUUGUGUGUAUACAGCCAUGGUGGCACCAAAUUGGAACGGACUUCAGAUUUGCAUUAUGUAUGCUGUCUUAAGGAUCUUCCAGUUAAAUGGGAAAAGGUCAACUGAAAAUAAUGUAUAAACUGAUCUGCUAGUUCAUAGAAAUCUGCAUUGAUGAACAAAAUAUAAAUCUUGCAUGUGCUAUUUAUGUUGCCUGGUUUGCUGAUACCAUUUAAACUGGAGAUAGCUUUGGUGCAGAUAUCAAAAACGACGAGCCUGAAAAAAAUAGGGCUGAUAAAGUGAUAUUAUGUAUCAUACAUUUAUUUUACAAAUGUAAAUUCCUAGACAGCAAAAUGAUCAUAUGGUUUUUGAUUAUCUACAUUUUCAACCACUUCAAUUUAUAUACUGGUGCCAAUUAAGUCCUCGUAUGUUCCAUGUUGACAAACACAGAUUGAGAGUUCCACACUCAGAACAUGAUUCCUAGGUGUAUACAACAACCCUGUACACAGUGGAGAGAGGGAGCCCCCCUGCACAAAAUUUUCCUGAUCUGAAAUGGCCAUAGUAUAGUACUGUUUGCCAGUGCUAGAGAAAUGUGUGCCUAGCCUAUUAGUACAUCUAAGAUUCCUCAACAUAGUAAAUAGAGAGCUCCCCAAGGCCAUUUCAGGACAGGAUAACAGCACUGGGCAGGGGUGAGGCAUCAGUUCCUUGUCCCCCAUAUACCACUGUCACUGAUUGAAUCAAGCCCAAGAACAUAAUUAAAUCUCAAGCACAGAAGUCUCAGCAAAAAUCUCAUCAAUAGGUCUGUGGUAGAGGACUUUGUAAUGUGUGGGUUGCCCUUACUGUGAAAUCCUAAACAGAGUUACUCCAGUCUAAGCCCAUUGAAAUAACUGUUUUUUAAAGGGGAACUUGAUGUAAAAGCUGCUUUAUUACAUAAAAUACUAUUAUGUAAAACCAUCCCGUUAAAAGUAAAUUAAUUCUCCACGAUGUAAUAUGUCGAGAGUGUUUAGAAUUUAGCAACAAAAAAAACCCCUUGUCUUAACAGUGCCAUUAUCAUUGUAAUUGAAACUUUUUAUUUUGUAACUGUUCAGCAUAACCCAAUACUCAAAGCUGUUUAACUCUACUUUGGGUUAGAUCUUAAAGGGCCAUGAAUGGAUGGAGUUGGUAGAAGGGAUUUUUGCUCUCGUGAUCCCUCUUCCCAAUUCAGCCUCCUGUGCAUGUCCACAAGCGACUCCUGAGUGGGGACAACAGGAAGUGUGUGGAAUGUAGCAUGAAGGGCUGCAGUCAGAAGAGGAAAUCAGCAGAAACCAUCUCUUGACCUUUUGCACAAGCUCUUCCAUGAUUUUAACAAGAGGGAGGGAAAUAUUUCUGCCAGUUCCCUCUUUCAGUUGCAGCCCUUCAUACUGCAUCCCAUGCUAUUUCUGAGGCUGGCCUAAUGCCUUAGAAGUGGCUUUUCAAGGAGUGCUAGAGCCUGCAGUGUGAAGGGAAAAUCAGCAUAAAUCCUUUAUGAAGUCACUCUAUGGCAAUUUAGGAGCCAACUACUUUCUUAUACUGACUUCCUGAACUGAGAUUUUGAAAAUUCUUUUCUAUGAAGUGUUGCUGGAUUAUAUAAAAUAGCUAACUAGUAGCAAAACAUAAGACAAUUUUUUUCUGCUAUAACUAUGGUAGAAAUGAUAUUUUGUGUUUCAGAUUGAAGCUGAUGAAAUUCAGAUUCUAGCAAUACAAGCUCUGGUUCAAACACCUCAUUGCUCUGUGAUGCACAUAACUAUUCCAUAUAAAAUCAUAUUGGAAUUGUCCUCCCCACCAGUAAACAGACAGUCCUUGUAGUUCUUUAUGGAGCUGCUGGAUUAGGUGACUCUGUAGAUUUUCAUAACAUUCCAGGCAAACUUGAUGAAGCAAUUUAAUCUAAAUCAAAUUUCUAGGAAACAAUUGAUUUUGUUCUGGUAAUCCUAACAACACGAUACUUAUACAUUUUACAAUUUCAUAACAUAAACCACUAGGACAUGUAAGAAUUGCAAGGACAUACUUAGCACAGGAACUAAAAGCUAAUAACUUGAUGGAGCAUUCAUUUUAUUGGACUUUCCCAUUAUUUCUUUUUGAUCCAUAUAUUAGUGGUUCUACAUCAUGAACAAACAACAUCUGAACCCUGAAGUUGAUGCCACAUUUUAAGUAGUGAUGGUACCUUUGUACUUUACCACUUUACCGCUAUGUACUCUCCACUUGAUUCCUUAAAGCAGAAAAGCAACCCUGCCAAAGGCUGUUCUUGUAUGUUAGCAAUAGUUCCAGUUACCUUUCACCAGCAUUACUACACAGCAGGGAGCACUCUGUCUACAAUGGCCAUAUUGUGAGUUAAAAACUAGAACGCUCCUCUCAGCUAAGAGAAUACUGGAUAUCUGUGGAGAUUUUUCCAACCAAAACGGGUAGAAGAAAUACGUUCAGGGUUCUCUAAUCUGUUCAGUUUCCUGUACUUGAUUUUUUAAAAGUUGAUUAGUAUACUUUUGUUUGUCUAACGAAAGCCAUUUUUAUUAAGAUGCCACUUUUAUUCAGGAAGCCAAAAAAUGAAUACUACAUACUGUCAGUGAGCAUCAAUAAUUUGAGAGUAGUUUCAUUAUAAGAAUGAAUGCAGUGUGUUUCUUAUUGAAAACAUGCAGUUCAGUUUUAAUCACAACUGAUACAUGAAUUUUCACUUUUAGAUGGUUAAAGGUAAUGAAUCUUCACUGAUACUUUUUUGUAAACUUGAAGUCAAGUUUACUGUAAUGCAUAGUAUUUGAAUGAAAUAGAGAAUAUUGACUUUUGUUACUUUGAUAUGUCAAAUGAUCAUAGACUUGAAUCCAUCCAUUUAUUAAAGAGAACUC